AUGAACGAAAUCAAGGCUCACACUAUUGAAUUGAUGAUGGCAAUGGUAGACAAUCCAUCAAACGCGGCUGAAUAUACAUUGGCCAAAAUAUUAAAUCAACCUGUUCUAUUUGAAAAAGCCAUAGAAGAAUUGGACAAUAUAGUUGGAAAAGAUAGGUUGGUUCAAGAAUCAGAUAUUCCUAAACUUAAAUUCUUGAAUGCUUGUGCAAGAGAAAGUUUUCGCCUCCAUCCCAUAUCUGCUUUCAAUCUUCCUCAUCUUUCUACGAAUGAUACAAUAGUUGGAAAUUUCUUGAUAACAAAGGGUAGCCAUGUAUUGCUUGGAAGAACUGGUCUAGGGAGGAAUCCAAAAGUUUGGACGGAACCUUACAAAUUUCAACCAGAACGUCAUCUCAAGAAUGAUGGAUAUGAUAUAUCUUUGACAGAGUCGAAUUUAAAGUUCAUAUCUUUUAGUACUGGAAGACGUGGUUGUCCUGGUGUGAAGCUUGGUACCAUAAUGACUAUCUUUUUAUUAGCUAGGUUUCUCCAUGGCUUCACUUGGAGUGCACCUCCCGAUAUAUGA
Molecule: messenger RNA, 558 nt
Organism: Lathyrus oleraceus (garden pea)
Lineage: Eukaryota; Viridiplantae; Streptophyta; Magnoliopsida; Fabales; Fabaceae
Product: isoleucine N-monooxygenase 1-like
Exons: 2
Coding region: 1-558 (185 amino acids)
Molecular function (GO): heme binding; monooxygenase activity; iron ion binding
Source: RefSeq, a predicted model, not a curated record